This is a messenger RNA of Esox lucius (northern pike), 9547 nucleotides long. It is a transcript of the gene ank1b, whose product is annotated as ankyrin 1, erythrocytic b. The transcript has 45 exons. The record is from RefSeq and is a predicted model, not a curated record. NCBI's taxonomy places the organism in Eukaryota, Metazoa, Chordata, Actinopteri, Esociformes, Esocidae. Gene Ontology annotation, molecular function: protein binding. Bases 211 to 6030 code for a protein of 1939 amino acids. Gene Ontology annotation, biological process: signal transduction.
GAGUAGCAGCACCAUCAGUAGCACUAGUAGCAUCUCCUCUGAGGCUUCUGCGGGCUCAGUCACUGGAGCACUGCGCUCCCGCUCACACACGCUCAGGCGCUCCCGGCGCCGCCAUCUCACACGCGCAGUGGCAGCCGUGGUCAGAGCCGGGGCUGGGGCAGGGACUGCUACCGUUACGACUGGAGGUGCGGAUAAAGCAGCAGCGGCACCAUGGCGCAAGCCGCCAAGCAGCUUCGCAAGAACAAGGACCUAGCGGAGCUCGCAGCCCAGGAGCUGAAGGACAAGGAGGAGGAGAAGAACAAGAAGAGGAAUCGAUCUAGGGACCGCAGGCGCAAGGCUCAUGUGGUUCAGCGCUGGCUUGUCCAUCAGGACAGUAGUGUGAGCUCAGAGAGAUCAGCCCAUCGAGCCCGGGGAAUAUGGCACUAUGAUGACAGAGCGGAUGCUGCCACCAGUUUCCUCCGUGCGGCCCGUUCAGGGAACCUUGACAAGGCUCUGGACCACAUAAAGAAUGGAAUUGACAUCAACAUAUCCAAUCAGAAUGGGCUCAACGGUUUGCAUCUGGCCUCUAAAGAAGGCCACGUCAAAAUGGUGCUGGAGCUGCUACACGCAGGCAUUGUCCUGGAGACCACCACUAAGAAAGGGAACACUGCCCUCCAUAUUGCUGCAUUGGCAGGCCAGGAGAAAGUGGUGGCUGAGCUCGUCAACUAUGGAGCCAACGUCAAUUCUCAGUCCCAGAAAGGCUUCAGUCCCCUCUACAUGGCUGCGCAAGAGAACCACUUAGAGGUGGUCAAGUUCCUGUUAGAGAAUGGAGCCAAUCAGAGUCUUCCAACAGAGGAUGGGUUCACACCCCUGGCCGUGGCUCUCCAGCAGGGUCAUGAGAACGUUGUGGCCCUGCUCAUCAACUAUGGUACCAAGGGUAAGGUCCGCCUGCCCGCUCUGCAUAUCGCUGCACGCAAUGAUGACACGCGUACCGCUGCAGUGUUGCUGCAGAACGACCCAAACCCUGACGUCCUCAGCAAGACUGGCUUCACUCCUCUCCACAUCGCGGCUCACUAUGAGAACCUGAGUGUGGCCCAACUGCUAAUUAACAGAGGAGCAAAUGUCAACUUUACCCCUAAGAAUGGUAUCACCCCCCUUCACAUAGCCGCCAGGAGGGGUAAUGCAAUCAUGGUUCGGCUUUUGCUGGACAGAGGGGCCCAGAUAGACGCUAUGACCAAGGAUGAGUUGACCCCUCUGCACUGUGCGGCCAGGAACGGUCAUGUAAGAAUCAUUGAUCUCCUGCUAGACCAGGGGGCUCCCAUCCAGGCCAAAACCAAGAACGGCCUGUCCCCCAUCCACAUGGCAGCCCAGGGAGACCACAUGGACUGUGUGAGGCAGCUUCUGCAGUACAACGCCGAGAUCGAUGACAUCACUCUGGACCACCUGACCCCUCUACACGUGGCGGCCCACUGCGGGCACCACCGCAUGGCCAAAGUGCUGUUGGACAAGGGGGCCAAGGCCAACGCACGCGCUCUGAAUGGGUUCACUCCCCUUCACAUUGCCUGUAAGAAGAACCACAUGCGCUCCAUGGAUCUGCUGCUGAAACACUCUGCCUCCCUGGAGGCUGUCACGGAGUCCGGUCUGACCCCCCUCCAUGUAGCUGCCUUCAUGGGCCACCUGAACAUUGUAAAGAACCUGCUCCAUAGAGGGGCCUCUCCCAAUGCAUCCAAUGUGAAAGUGGAGACACCCCUUCACAUGGCGUCCAGGGCGGGCCACUGUGAGGUGGCUCUGUUCCUGCUGCAGAACACGGCCCAGGUGGACGCCAAGGCGAAGGAUGACCAGACCCCUCUACACUGUGCGGCCCGUAUGGGACAUAAGGAACUGGUCAAACUGCUCCUGGAGCACAAGGCCAAUCCUGACUCUGCUACCACAGCUGGCCACACCCCCUUACACAUCGCUGCCCGCGAGGGUCACAUUCACACCACCCGUAUCCUUCUGGAUGGAGGAGCGCAACAGACCAAGAUGACAAAGCAGAAAGGCUUCACCCCCCUCCACGUGGCCUGUAAGUACGGUAAGGUGGACGUAGUUGAGCUGCUGCUGGAGAGAGGAGCGAACCCCAACGCGGCUGGAAAGCAGAAUGGCCUGACUCCUUUGCACGUGGCUGUCCAUCACAACAACCUGGAUGUGGUCAAGCUGUUGGUCAGCAAAGGAGGCAACGCACACAGCACUGCCCGGAACGGCUACACUCCCCUGCACAUUGCAGCCAAGCAGAACCAGAUUGAGGUGGCCAGCUGCCUGCUGCAGUACGGAGCAUCGGCCAACGCUGAGUCCCUCCAGGGGAUAACUCCACUCCACCUGGCCUCCCAGGAGGGCCGGCCAGACAUGGUGGCCCUGCUCAUAUCCAAACAGGCCAAUGUCAACCUGGGGAACAAGAAUGGAUUGACUCCUCUCCAUCUGGUGGCCCAGGAAGGUCACGUGGGGAUAGCCGAUACCCUGGUCAAACAUGGGGCAUCAGUGUAUGCUGCCACUCGGAUGGGCUACACAGCGCUUCAUGUGGCCUGUCACUAUGGCAACAUCAAAAUGGUGAAGUUCCUCUUGCAGCAGCAGGUUCAUGUGAACAGCAAGACCAGAGUGGGCUACACUCCCCUACACCAGGCUGCCCAGCAGGGUCAUACUGACAUCGUCACCCUGCUGCUGAAACAUGGAGCCCAGCCCAACGAGAUCACCACCAAUGGGACAUCCCCUCUAGGUAUUGCCAAGCGUCUGGGUUACAUCUCUGUCAUUGAUGUGCUGAAGCUGGUCACUGAAGAGGCUGUUUCUGUGAUAACAACAGAAAAACAUCGGAUGAGUUUCCCCGAGACCGUGGAUGAGAUAUUGGACGUGUCCGAGGAUGAGGGCGUUGCAGCGCUAACUUUAGGCGAUGAGUUGCUGGGGAUGGAUGGUGCUCGGUACCUGAAGCUAGAUGACCUGAAGGACCAGGAUGAUGACUUCCUGUCUCCUAAGAAGACCCUUCGAGACUUUGAGGGUGGACUGGGCACCACUCCCUACUCUCCUGCUAUUCCCAGAAUCCCCUGUGUGUCCCCUGAGACCGUCCUGCUGGAAGGGCACACACCUAUCCCCCUGCCUAAAGAGUAUGAUGAGGACUCUCUGAUCCCCAGCAGUCCUGCUACAGAGACCUCCGACAAUGUCAGCCCAGUGGCUAGUCCUAUCCACACCGGGUUCUUGGUCAGUUUCAUGGUUGAUGCCCGGGGGGGCUCCAUGCGUGGGAGCAGACACCAUGGGCUGCGUGUCAUCAUCCCCCCUCGGACCUGCGCAGCCCCCACCCGCAUCACCUGUCGCCUGGUCAAACCCCAGAAACUCACCACCCCACCUCCGCUGGUGGAGGGAGAGGGCCUGGCCAGCCGGAUCAUCUCCCUCGGCCCCUCCAGCAUGCAGUUUCUAGGGCCAGUGAUAGUGGAGAUUCCUCACUUCGCUUCUCUGGGUCGAGGGGACCGGGAGCUGGUGGUUCUGCGCAGUGAGAAUGGUUCUGUCUGGAAGGAGCAUCGCAAUCGCUAUGGUGACGAGGUUCUAGAGACCAUUUUGAACGGCAUGGAUGAAGACCUAGAGAGUCACGAAGAGUUAGAGAAGAAGAGAAUCCGACGAAUCAUCUCCACCGAUUUCCCCCUCUACUUCGCUGUGGUGUCCCGUGUCCAGCAAGAGAGUGAUCUGAUUGGCCCAGAGGGCGGGCAACUGACCAGCAAGCUGGUCCCUCAUGUUCAGGCCAUCUUCCCUGAGACAGCGGUCACCAAGAGAGUUCGCCUUGGGCUGCAGGCUCAGCCUAUCCCAGACGAGCUGCUGACUCGACAGCUUGGUAACCAAGCAACCUUCAGCCCAGUGGUCACUGUUGAGCCAAGACGACGCAAGUUCCACCGGCCAAUCGGAUUACGCAUCCCUCUGCCCCCCUCCUGGAGGGAGAGUCCACGUGACGCAGGAGAGGGAGACACCACCAGCUUGCGCCUCCUCUGCAGUGUCAUCGGUGGAACAGCACCAGCCCAGUGGGAGGACAUCACGGGCACCACCAAGCUAAUGUAUGCCAACAACUGCGCCAACUUUACGACUAACGUCUCCGCAAGGUUCUGGCUGGCAGACUGUCCACGCACAGCUGAGGCGGUGACUUUCGCCAACUUGCUGUACCGAGAGCUAAUGGCUGUGCCCUACAUGGCCAAGUUUGUCAUUUUUGCCAAAAUGAAUGAGGCACGCGAUGGCCGCCUACGAUGCUACUGCAUGACAGACGACAAGAUGGACAAAACACUGGAGCUUCAUGAGAACUUCAGCGAGGUGGCCCGGAGCAGAGAUAUCGAGGUGAUGGAGGGAAUGCCACUACACCUGGAGUGCUCUGGGAACCUGGUGCCUGUGAGGAAGGCCACUCAGCAGCCUCGUAGCUUCAGCUUCCAAGCCUUCAGAGAUAACAGACUGCCCGUCUCAGUCAAGGUCAGAGACAGCAAUAAGGAGGCCUCAGGGUUCCUUUCGUUCUUGCGGAAGUCUACCAAGUAUGAGGAUUCUCAGCAUGUCCUGUGUAACCUCAACAUCACCAUGCCACCCUGUGUUAAGGUCGUGGGGAGUGAAGAGCGCAGGCGAACUCUGACCCCGUUGGCCCUGAGGGAGCGCUACAAUGCACUGAAUGAGCCCAGUGUGGCUACAGUGAAUGCCAUGGAGAGGACCGAACACAAGAUCUCCCUCAUAUCUGAGCAGUUAGGAUUGAGCUGGGCAGAAUUGGCGCGGGAACUGCAUUUCGGCGUGGAUGACAUUAACAGGAUCAGGGUAGAGAAUCCUAACUCCCUCCUGGACCAGAGUUCCGCCCUUCUCAACCUAUGGGCCAGUCGGGAAGGCAAGAGGGCCAAGAUGGAAAGUCUGUAUGGGGCUCUGAAGAGCAUCGACCGGUUAGACAUUGUGAGUUGUGUUGAGUGUCAGCACCAGUCCGGGGCCUCAGAGGAAGGUGCCUGUAGACUGGGUGACUGUGACUCCACCCUGCUCUCCCCCAGCCUCAUCAAUGAGGUCACGGACACAGGCCGUCCACCUGUAGUGUACAAGCCACAAGUUAUUAAACACCCAUUGUUCAGAAGGGGUUACGGGCUGGUUCAGGAGGAGCUGCUCUCCCCAGCCUCCAUGCAGUACAGCCUGCCCUCUCCGCUGGGCAAUGAGCCCUACUGGCAGGAGGUCUCCAGCCUAGAGUGUGCCCCAAUCGCCACCACUGAAGAAGACACCCUGAUGGAGAUGUCAGAUGUUCAGGUGUGGCCCUCGGGGGUCAGCCCCUCCCUGGUCACUGUAGAGGACUCGUCCCUGGAUGGUAGCAGCCGAGCGGAUGACUCCGAGGGGGCCACCUUGUCCCUUCCGUACAGCCUGGGGCGCCCCGCCAGCGGGGCCAGUGGGGCCAGCGGCUCCAUCAUGGAGCUGGAGGAGGAGGAGGAGGAGGAGGAAGGGGAGAUAGAGGAGGAGACGGCUCAGCAGGAGCUGGCGGUGGUGGACAGGGACAGGGUGAGGGCCAGCGGCGCCGUACCAAAGGUCAACCUGAAUGGCCAGCUGGGAGGUCAGAGGUCGGAGGGCAGGAGGGUGGAGGUGGCGGCGCCAGUGGCGGGCAGCAGUGUGACCGGCGGGGGAGCAGUAGGGCAGAGUUCAGAGGAAGGGCUUUGUGUUGUUACAGGGCAGCCGGUCUACAGCCAGGUGUGUGAGGUGUCAGGACUGAGCCGAGCCACGGAGCACAACGGAAACAAUCGUGUGGUGGGAAGUGGUGCUUUCCAGCCGUACCUACCUGACAAGGACUCUCAACAUGGCCGGGCAGGGUCGCAGAAACUUAGGUUCCCGCGGCAGAGUGCUGAGACUGGGUCACGGGUACCCCCGGACACGCACCCGACGCCGACUGAUGUUAAUAAAGAAGGCUGUGCUGCUGAAUUUCCGGCUGAGGAGCAGUUUGUGGACGAACAUGGAAAAGUUGUCACUAGGAAGGUGGGUGUGGAUGUGAUGAAGGGCCCUCCGUCUGUGUCGCGCACCAGUCUGCGGAGAGUAAAACAUUGAAACACACAUUCUCAGUCCGCAAGGACCUGAUAUCCACUGCCAAACCAUCCUCCACAAACACAAAGCCAAGUGACAGAGGAAAAGAAAGGGGAGAAGAGGAGAAGGGAAUGAAGAAGAAUAUGUGAAAACAACAAAUAAAAACACAAAACAAUGGGCAGAAUGACCCUAAGGCACCACAACGAGGGGAAAAGAGAUGGAGAUCUACUUGUAGUUUUGUAACAUUUUUAAAAAGAAAAAAAUAGUAGAGUAGGGCAUGAUUUUUUUCUAUAAAAGCUUAAGAAAAUCCAACCAAAAAAAGCUACAAAACGUUCUUCCUGUCAACUGUAAUCGCAUGAUUGACUGCUGGUGCAUGACCUUUGACCUUUGAACUGUCAUUAUCUACAAACUGAAUGGGUACAAGGUACGUGGCCAACCCAGGACUGGGUUAGAGGAGAGUUUAAGGACCUUUGCCCCCUGAAAUUGGAGUGGGUUUUGUUAGCAAUUUGAGUCUGGUAACACUACAGCCAAAAAAAGCAAGUCUCUGCAAGCGAAGCCAAUGGUGAGCCUACCAAUGCUUCAUUCACGUGGACCCUGUUUCCCUGUUAUUCUAUGUGAUAUAUGCACUCUAUGCUCUGUGGAUGUGUGUUUGUGUGUAUGUGUAUGUGUGUGUGUGUGUGUGUGUGUGUGUAUCUCUACCGCAUGUAUUCUCUCGCUUCUGGCUUGGCAUACAGCCGUGUCCUGGUUGGUCAGAGCUCCUGUGAUGUCACAGCGUUUCCAGUGUGGGAACGAGGUCCCUGUGCUCCCUUGCUUGUGAGUGUCUGUCUGUGUGUGUGUGUGUGUGUGUCGUCCUUCCUUUGUGAACGUGCUUCUCGUGUUUCUUUAGGGCUGUCCACCCCAGUUCCACUUGGUCCGUCUCUGACGCGGACUAACCUUCUCUCCCUGUUUUUGAAAGGAGUGUUUAAGCUUCUCCAGAUGAGGUUGUUUGAGUGAUAGCAUUGUGUGGCAGUCAGUGGACUCUAACGUUCCUCCCCAACACACCACUGAUUUACAGUAGCCUCCUUCCCCCGCCUUACGCCCUCCCCUCCAGCAUGUUGACGCCUCCUCUCCAUCAACUCCUGUAGUUCCCGUGAUCUGACCCGAUCACAUUUGGCCACAUUCUCUCUGUGUCUCAGUCUGUCUCUGUUUCUCUCCCAGUCAUUCUCUAUGCUAUGGCUGUAGCACCUACAUGGCUUUGUCCUUCUGUUGUUCACAUUCAACUGUGCUUUUGGUUGCAGGGGGUGAAGCAGAUAGGGCAUAAUGAUCAUUGUGGAGAAUCAUAUUCAUGGAAAAGAGAGAGAGUUAUAUGUGUAGGUAUAGACCAGAUGCAAAUGAAUAUCCUAACUAAUCCAGUAAGGACAGGGUGAAAAGAUAGCACUGUGACUGCCCAACACUGACCCCUGACCCAUGUACCCUGUACUGUGAAGUUACACACACAUAGACAUAUACGCAGGUCAUAUUUACACACACACACACACACACACACACACACACACACACACACACACUUGUGCGCACAUGUCACUAAUACACACACACACACACAUACAGUAAAGUCUCUCUAGUGGUAUGGUCAGACUGAUGAUGUAGCUACUUUGUCUGCCACAGCAAUAAUAUCAGACAAGGAAAACACAAAGGGAUAUAUAUAUAUAUAUAUAUAUAUAUAUGUAUAUGUACAGUGGGUGGGUGUUCUGAAUGCACAUUAUGGUAGCAUUAAAAGCAUUUCUCUUAAUCCGACAUUGAACCAGAAGCAUGCAUGAAACAUGAUACAUUGGUACAAUCCAAGACAGUAUGCAAAUGUUCUUCCCCUCACAAAUGUGAUAUUUUUUGAGGCAUUCACAAUUGACAUUCAAAAAGUGUAUCUAUUCUGUUCCAUUGACCUUGUUGUUUUGUUGUAGUCAUGUGGUGUCACCGCCACCUGGUGUCAUGGUGAGGUAUGACAUACUACAUAACUGGGUUGUAGCAGCAGCAGCAGCUGGAGGGCAGCAAAGAGUUAGAAAAAGGGUUUGGUCCAACAUUUGAAGUAGCAGAAUUUACCCAGGAUACACUUCAUCCAUUGUAUCAAAGAAAUGAACUUUCUCAUGGUAGCACACAUUUACUGAGAAUGUAUGUAACAUAACCACUGUAAAUUAACUGUAGCUAGCGUGAUUGAGACACUGACUGACUGAAUAGAUUAGAAACAUCAGACACACAUUCCCUGCUAAACAGUGCACAUUAAAACCUCAUCUGUUAAACCACAUCUAUCACAUAUCACUUAUGGUUCACUGUUUUUCCACUCAGGUUUCAGUUUGACCAGGAUCCCAGCUUUGCCCUCUUUUUGAGUUAAGAGCCCAGACAUGAGUGUUGCCGCACCCAGAGUUUGGUAUGUUGGGUAGGAGUCUGUGUGGAGCUGUGUGUGGGUGUGUGUGGGUGUGUGUGAAUAGGACAUGAUGGUGUGUGUAAGAACGAGAGAGAGUGUGGUGGAGGGGUCACAGGUUACAGGUGAAGAGGAAGUGACUAUAAAAGGACACAGGAAAUAUGAAGGGGGAAUCCCUGGGUGAAAGGGAUGUGGUGCUUCAAGCUUGUCCACCAGGUCCUUUAAUAUUUCUGUUUAUACAGCAGUGGAGUUGAUUGACUUAUGUUGCUUCUGCUUUGGGUCUGAAUAGGCUGAUGAUGAAGAAGAGUGAAACUCUCAUUCAGCAAUUGAUAAGUCAGUCAAUCUAUUAAUCAGAUGUCCUUCAACAGGACACUGAGACCACUGUCCCGAAGGGUGUUUAAAAUGAAUGAGUCUCAGAUGAAAGGCAGCUACAUCUGUGGGUUUAGAGGUUUGGGAUUUUGGAAGUUCUCAAGAUCAAACAUAAAACUGAGCCAGUCCACAAGCCUUUGCACUGUGAGAACUGUAGACUCCACCUUUGUGUGUGUGUGUGUGUGUGUGUGGGUGUGUGUGCGCAUGUGCGUGUGUGUGUGUGGUGAUCAAGACGUUGAUGGAACGGGGAGUGGAGAGGACAACGGUUUAAAAGUAGGCACACAACACGAUAGGACAUGGAAAAUUAUAAUGUAUUUUAAAAGAGUAUUGUACAAUUUUAACUGUUGCAAAGAAUAGAAAUCACCUAUACUCCUUUAGAAUGGAUACAUGACAAUAUUAACGCAAUAUCAUAUUGCUCUAUACUAAGGAAUGCAACUGCGCACAUGCACAGAAAAUGUUUUUAUGAAAAUAUAUGUAUAAAUAUAUGAAAAAAUAUAUUUAAUUAGAAUGCUAUGCACCCUUAUAGAGUUGUUAUGGAUGUUCUUUAAGCAUAUUAACUAGACUAUAGGCAAAUGCCCGCAUCAUGGGGAAUGUAGAGGCUUGUAGGUAUUUGUUUUCUUUUUUUAUUGUCAUGGAGAGAGGAACAACAAACAUGAAUAUGUAUACAAGCCUUUGUCUCAAUCAGAUUCAUUCUGACAUGAAUAUAUGUAUAGAUCAUCUUCCCUGUACACCAGCGCAAACCAUUUACAAACAUUAAUAAAGAAAGAUGUGAACAUA